Molecule: messenger RNA, 1688 nt
Organism: Trametes versicolor FP-101664 SS1
Lineage: Eukaryota; Fungi; Basidiomycota; Agaricomycetes; Polyporales; Polyporaceae
Product: hexokinase
Exons: 11
Coding region: 40-1530 (496 amino acids)
Biological process (GO): glycolytic process; intracellular glucose homeostasis; glucose 6-phosphate metabolic process
Cellular component (GO): cytosol; mitochondrion
Molecular function (GO): mannokinase activity; glucokinase activity; D-glucose binding
Source: RefSeq, a predicted model, not a curated record
CUCUCUCCGUCUCCACCACCCCCGCCACCUCCGUAUAUAAUGGCCAGCAGACGCGGAAGCACGAGCGUAAUCCUCCCCUCAGGACAAACACUCCCGUCCUACACCAGGUCCAGCGAAGAUGACGAUGGCCUGCCUCACGCUACCAAGAAGAAGAUGGCGGACCACCUCCGCAAGUACGAGGCUUUGUUCACCCUGACGCCGCAGCGCAUGCGCAUCGUCGUCGAGGCAUUCAAGGAGUCGCUCGAGCUCGGUCUUGCUAAGCAUGGCCAGGUUGUGCCUAUGAUACCUACCUACGUCUUCGGUUGGCCUACGGGACAGGAGACGGGCAGUUAUCUUGCGGUUGAUCUCGGUGGAACCAAUCUCCGAGUAUGCUUGGUGACGCUUCAGGGCGAUGGCAAAUUCGAGAUCACGCAGUCGAAAUACCGAUUGACCGAGGAGCAGAAGCAGGAAGACGGUCAAAUCCUCUUCGACUUCUGCGCGGAGUGUCUGAAGGCCUUCAUCGACUCCAACAUCGAGUCAGGAGUGAUCGAAAAGGAUCAGGUUCUUCCUCUCGGGUUCACAUUCUCCUACCCUUGCGCACAAGAACGCAUCGACCAUGGUGUACUCAUCCGGUGGACGAAGGGCUUCGGCUCACCGAACACCGAGGGUCACGACGUCGUCGCCAUGUUCCGCAAGUCUCUCGCGAAACAUUCCGUACCGGCCGAGGUUGUCGCCUUGACUUGUGAUACCACGGGCACCCUGAUUGCGUCGCACUACGUGAACCCGAAGACGCGCAUUGCGUGUAUCUUCGGCACGGGCUGCAAUGCCGCGUACAUGGAGCGCGCCGGCGAUAUACCCAAGAUUCAGGAGCUCGGCAUUGACCCCAAUGCGGAGAUCGCGAUCAACUGUGAAUGGGGCGCGUUCGACUCGUUCGAGCACGAGAACUUGCCGCGGACGAAGUACGACAUUAUCAUCGACGAAACCUCAAACAAGCCUGGCGAGCAGGCGUUCGAGAAACUCAUCUCUGGUCGAUAUUUGGGCGAAAUCCUUCGCCUGAUCAUCUGCGAGCUGAUCGACGAGGGUGUGCUGUUCCUCGGCCAGAACACCUACAAGGUGGAAAUUGCGUACUCAUUCGACACCGCAUUCCUCUCGCUCAUGGAGAGCGACCCGACCGACGAGCUGCUCAUGAUCAUCGGCAUCUUCUCCCACUUCUUCGCCCUGGAGACGACGCUUGCGGAACGCCAAUUCUUCCGCGCACUAGCAAAGCUCGUUGCGCGCCGCGCCGCGCGUCUGUCGGCGUGCGGUAUCGCUGCGAUCGUCAGCAAGAUGAACUAUCUCGAGGACGGCUGCGCGGUAGGCGCAGACGGGUCUUUGUACAACAAGUACCCUGGGUUCGCGGAGCGGAUACACGAGGGUUUGCAAGAUAUUUUCGGCGAGAAGGGAAAGACCAUCGUCACGUACCACGCUGAGGAUGGCAGCGGCAUCGGAAGCGCUAUCGUGGCGGCGAUGACGAAGGCGCGGCGCGAUGCCGGCCUUUACCCCACGCUAUAAAGCCGAUUCGAGAUGCGGGUGAAGAGGAAAACGAGAAGCUACGACGCAAACAAUAUCCCGUGUAUACGUAUGAACCCCGCGUCACUUACCAUUCCACUACAGUGCGUCCUGUGUAUUGCCUAGCGCCUUAUGAUUAGAAGGACAUUGUUUGUCUCAAC